AUGAAGUACUUCAACUUCAUCGUUUUCAUGGUCAUAGUGUUAACAUUUGCAAGUUCAGUAAAAGGUCAAGUCAGCGGUCUUGAACAAGACUUCUACAAGACAACAUGUCCUAACGCUGAGCAGAUUGUUCGGAACAUUACAUGGAAUCAUGUUGCAAAUAACCCAGAAUUACCAGCCAAAUUUCUGAGGAUGUUCUUCCAUGAUUGCUUUGUUAGAGGUUGUGAUGCAUCAGUGUUGAUUGACUCAACUGCAAACAACACAGCAGAAAAAGAUGCAUUCCCGAACCAAUCACUUGCCGGAUUCGAUGUCAUAGAUGAAGUGAAGACUGCAUUGGAGAACUCAUGCCCUGGUAUUGUUUCCUGCGCUGAUAUAGUAGCAUUGACAGCUAGAGAUUCAGUCUCUUUCCAAUUCAACCAGUCUUUAUGGGAAGUGGAAACUGGCAGAAGAGAUGGCAAUGUAUCUCUUGCUUCAGAAGCCUCGGCAAACAUCCUUUCUCCUUUCUCUAACUUCACAACACUUUCUCAAGGCUUUGCUAAAAAGAACCUUAGUUCUCACGACCUAGUGGUGUUAUCAGGUGCGCACACUAUUGGAGUUGCCCACUGUUUCUUCUUCAGUAACAGACUCUACGAUCCAUCGCUUAACGCAACCUAUGCGGCAACCUUGAAAACUCUAUGCCAGAACCAGUCUGAUACAACUACUACAGUUGCCAUGGAUCCUGGUGAUAACUUGACAUUUGACAACCAUUACUUUGUGAUUUUGAAGCAAAACCAAGGUUUGUUCCAGUCAGAUGCUGCACUGCUUACAGACGGAAGCGCAAGCAACCUGGUGGAUAAGUUACUUGACUCCGAUAACUUCUUCAAAGCCUUCAAGAAUUCAAUCAAGAGAAUGGGACAGAUAGAAGUUCUCACUGGAACUAACGGAGUUAUCAGGAAGAAAUGCAGUGUUAUUGUAACAGUGGUAUCAGAGCAAUUGCAUCCUGCAAAGCUCAUCACUAAUCUUGUGCAUCGGAGUGACUCAUGGCGUCCGGUAGUAGUAACCCACUACAUAUGUGUUAGACUUCAGUGCCGGUUUUUGACGGAGAAGAAAGAUGAUAAAGCUAAGGUGAAAGAAAACAAGAAGAGAGAUGCUCAUGCUCUGUUUCUCAUCCAACAGGCUUUGCAUCGUCCUUUGUUUUCACAUAUUGCUGCUCUUAAGACCUCCAAAGGCACUUGGGAUACUCUAAAGAGGGAGUUUCAGGGAACCACCAAAGUCAUGGCAGUAAAGCUACAAGCAUUAAGACAGUCUUUUGAGAAUCUACGUAUCAAGGACAAUGAAGAAGUGCAUAACUACAUCUCCAGAGUGACAGACCUAGCGAAUCAAAUACGGUGCUUGGGAGACACUCUGUCAGAAUCCAUGGUGGUGGGUAAAGUGAUGAGAAGCUUAGGACCUAAGUUCAAUCAUGUGGUGGUGGUUGCAAUUGAUGAAUUGAAAGACUUAACCAAACUCACCAUGGCUGAGCUAAGCGGAUCCUUGCGAGCUCAAGAAGCUCGACUUAAAAACCAAGCAGCACCUAAGAGCUGGAAAACGUUGCAAGGAUAUUCAGACAGCGAUUGGGGAGGUUGCACUGAUGAUAGGAAGAGCACAUCCGGGAUGAUCUUUAACCUUGGAACUGGGGGCUGUAUCGUGGGGCUCAAGGAAGCAAGACAUCACAGCUCUAUCGACAACGGAGGCAAAAUAUGUGGUAGUGACAACGGCAGCAUGUCAAGCUGUUUGGCUGCGAAAGGUGCUGGAAGAUUGCGGAAUGAAACAAAAGGAGGCUACGGUAGUAUGUUGCGACAACAAGUCCAUAAUCACAAUUGCCAAAAACCUGGCGCUGCAUGGAAGAAUGAAACAUAUCGAUAUUCGCUUCCAUUUCAUACAUCACAUAUAGUCUUUUCAAAGAUGAAGUACUUGUCCAACUUCAUUGUCUUCUUGGUCAUUGUAGUUACAUUUACAAGUUCAGUAAAAGGCCAAGUUGGUGGUCUUGAGCGAGACUUCUACAAGAAAACAUGUCCCAAGGCUGAGCAGAUUGUUCGGAACAUCACAUGGACUCACGUUGCUAAUAACUCAAAAUUACCAGCCAAGCUUCUGAGGAUGUUCUUCCAUGAUUGCUUCGUUGAAGGUUGUGAUGGGUCAGUGUUGAUUGACUCAACUGCAAACAACACAGCAGAAAAAGAUGCAUUCCCGAACCAAUCGCUUGCCGGAUUUGAUGUCAUAGAUGAAGUGAAGACUGCAUUGGAGAAAGCAUGCCCUGGGAUUGUUUCUUGUGCUGACAUAGUAGCAUUGGCAGCUAGAGAUUCAGUCUCUUUCCAAUUCAACAAGUCUUUAUGGGAAGUGGAAACUGGCAGAAGAGAUGGCAAUGUAUCUCUUGCUUCAGAAGCCUUGGCAAACAUCCCUUCUCCUUUCUCUAACUUCACAACACUUUCUCAACGCUUUGCUAAAAAGAAUCUUAGUGCUCACGACCUAGUGGUGUUAUCAGGUGCGCACACUAUUGGAGUUGCCCACUGUUUGUUCUUCAGUAAUAGACUCUUUAACUUCACCGGGAAAGGCGAUGCCGAUCCAUCGCUUAACGCAACCUAUGCCGCGACCUUGAAAACUCUAUGUCAGAACCAGUCUGAUACAACUACUACAGUUGCCAUGGAUCCUGGUAAUAGCUUGACAUUUGACAACCAUUACUUUGUGAUUUUGAAGCAAAAGCAAGGUUUGUUCCAGUCGGAUGCUGCACUGCUUACAGACGGAAGAGCAAGCAAUUUGGUGGACAAAUUACUUGACUCCAAGCACUUCAUCAAUGACUUCAAGAAAUCAAUCAAGAAAAUGGGACAGAUUGAAGUUCUCACUCGAACCAAUGGAUCUAUCAGGAAGAAAUGCAGUGUUGUGAAUUAA
Messenger RNA from Dioscorea cayenensis subsp. rotundata (Guinea yam), 2901 nucleotides. RefSeq lists its product as uncharacterized. Gene Ontology annotation, molecular function: peroxidase activity; heme binding. Lineage: Eukaryota; Viridiplantae; Streptophyta; Magnoliopsida; Dioscoreales; Dioscoreaceae. The record is from RefSeq and is a predicted model, not a curated record. Gene Ontology annotation, cellular component: plant-type cell wall; plasmodesma. Gene Ontology annotation, biological process: response to oxidative stress; hydrogen peroxide catabolic process.